Pseudoliparis swirei is the source of this 1996-nucleotide messenger RNA. It is a transcript of the gene guf1, whose product is annotated as GTP binding elongation factor GUF1. Gene Ontology annotation, cellular component: mitochondrion. Gene Ontology annotation, molecular function: GTPase activity; mitochondrial ribosome binding; GTP binding. NCBI's taxonomy places the organism in Eukaryota, Metazoa, Chordata, Actinopteri, Perciformes, Liparidae. Gene Ontology annotation, biological process: positive regulation of translation. The transcript has 14 exons. The record is from RefSeq and is a predicted model, not a curated record. Bases 207 to 1883 code for a protein of 558 amino acids.
CGUCCUAAGAAAUCAUGCACCGGGGUGACCACAGUACUAUUUACUUUGAGAGUAGGUUCGUUUUUAUCGUCGCGACAGCCCACGACUUGCCCGCCUAUGUGCCAACAGAAUUUCAUGAAGGCCAGCGCAGAAUUAUUCCGCAUACCGCGGCUAACUAGCUAGCCGUUAGCUAGCUAUGUCUCCUUCACACUCUGCUUAGAGAAAACAUGUCGUUUUCUCUCGCGACGCGCUGGUGCGACGCGCCGCUGAUGAGGCGCGUGUUGCAGUUCAAGGGCUUCAGGAGGAAAAUACAAAGCUACAACAACAACAACAUGACCUACACGCUGUUCAGACACCGCUGGAUGAAAAGGCUGCCCGUGUUCUCCAGCGGCUUGAAGAUGGUCAGCACAGUAACGGACAAGGAUUCUAUUGACAUGUCCAAGUUCCCUGUGGAAAGAAUCAGGAACUUUUGCAUCAUUGCUCAUAUUGACCAUGGAAAAAGCACUUUGGCUGACAGGCUGUUGGAGAUGACCGGUGCCAUAGCCACGACGCAGAAGAACAAACAGGUGUUGGACAAGCUUCAGGUGGAGCGGGAGAGAGGUAUAACGGUGAAGGCCCAGACGGCCUCGUUGAUCUACAGCCACCAGGGACAGCAGUACCUCCUGAACCUCAUCGACACGCCGGGUCACGUUGACUUCAGUUAUGAAGUGUCUCGAUCCAUCUCCGCGUGCCAAGGUGUCCUGUUGAUUGUCGAUGCUAAUCAGGGGGUUCAAGCGCAGACGGUGGCCAACUUCUACCUGGCCUUUGAAGCUCAGCUGGCGAUCGUCCCCGUCAUCAAUAAGAUUGAUUUGAAAAAUGCUGAUCCAGUGAGGGUGGAGUCUCAGAUUGAAAAGGUGUUUGAUAUCCCCCGUAACGAAUGCAUUAGGAUUUCAGCCAAGCUUGGAACAAAUGUCGAGGCGGUUCUUCAAGCCGUCGUGGACAGAAUCCCACCGCCCGCAGCGAGCAUCGACGGACCGUUCAAAGCCCUCGUGUUUGACUACAAUUUCGACCACUACAGAGGAGUGGUGGCCAACAUCGCCGUGUUCGGGGGUCGCGUCAGAAAGGGGGACAGGAUCGUGUCGGCCUAUCUCGGCAAAAGCUACGAGGUCAACGAGCUGGGGAUCCUCCGGCCAGACGAGCACCAGACUCAGAAGCUGUUUGCAGGCCAAGUGGGCUACAUGGUCGCCGGGAUGAAGGACGUGAAGGAGGCCCAGAUCGGUGACACGCUCUACCUCCAGGGGCAGCCGGUGGAAACUCUCCCAGGCUUUAAACCGGCCAAACCCAUGGUCUUCGCUGGCAUGUUUCCGAUGGACCAGUCGGACUACCUGGCCCUCCGCAGCGCCAUCGAGAGGCUGACCCUGAACGACUCGAGCGUCGCGGUGCAGAGAGACAGCAGUAUGGCCCUGGGGGCGGGAUGGAGACUCGGCUUCCUGGGCCUCCUCCACAUGGAGGUGUUCAAUCAGCGGCUGGAGCAGGAAUACAACGCCUCGGUUAUAGUGACGGCGCCCACCGUGCCCUACAGGGCCGUCCUCUCGUCACCCAGACUCAUCAAGGUGAGGGCCGUCUGCUCGGGGGACCGGGCGUACAGCGUGGGGAAAUCCAUGUGUGAGCGCCUCCAAGACUCCAUUCCGCGGCAGAUGUUUGAGAUCGCUGUGCAGGCAGCCAUCGGGAAUAAGGUCAUCGCGAGGGAAACAAUUAAGGCGUACAGAAAAAAUGUCCUCGCUAAAUGUUACGGGGGGGACAUCACGCGGAAGAUGAAGCUGCUGAAGAAACAGGCCGAGGGGAAAAAGAAGAUGCGCCUUAUCGGCAACGUGGAAGUCCCCAAAGACGCCUUCAUUAGUGUCCUGAAGAGGAACGACAAAUAGACUGCACUAACAUUAUUAUUAGUAUAUAGAAAUGUCAUUAUCAUAUGCAACCGGUCUUCAUGAUGAGAAAGGCCGUGCUAGAUUUGCUCUGAAUAAAGUGCUCAUCAAUCUGU